AAAUGGCCGAUGCUCUACUUGGAAUUGUCGUUGAAAACUUGCACACUUUUCUGCGGGACCAGCUCGCAACCUUCUAUGGUGUUCAAUCGCAGAUCCAAGAACUAUCCAGUAAUCUCACUGCAAUCCAUGCUGUAAUUCAAGAUGCUGAAGAGAAGCAGAUAACAAGCCACGCCGUUAAGGAUUGGUUGAACAAGCUCUCUGAUGCAGCCCACGUGCUCGAUGAUAUGCUGGAUGAGUGUUCAAUAAAAUUCAACGCUCUGCAAAUCCCGCACGGAAAUUGUUUUUCAUGUUUCAAUCCGGAGAUGAUUUUGUUUCGUUUUGAUAUUGGUAAGAGGAUGAAAGCUAUUAGAGAUAGGUUCCUGCAGAUUGAUGAAGAAAGAAGAAGGUUUGAGUUGCAGCCAGGGGUUGUAGAGAGGCUUCAAGAAGACGAGGAAUGGCACCAGACGAGUUCUCUCAUCACGGAGCAGAGAAUUUAUGGUAGACACCAGGACAUAGAGACUAUUGUGGAGCUUCUUUCAACGGGUGCUGGUGAUGGUGAUGGUGAAGAUCUUGCUGUGUAUCCCAUUGUUGGGGUUGGUGGACUUGGAAAAACAACACUUGCUCGAUGGGUCUUCAAUGACGAAAGGGUAAUCAAACAUUUUGAUUUUAGAAUCUGGGUUUGUGUUUCCAAUGAUUUCAAUAUGAUGAGAAUUUUGAAGUCAAUUGUAGAAUCUGCUACUAAAAAGAACCCGGACCUAUUUACUCUAGAAGCGAUGCAGAAGAGAGUUCAGGAAGAGUUGCUAGGCAAAAGGUGCUUGAUUGUUCUUGAUGAUGUGUGGAAUGAAGAUCAAGAUAAAUGGGAGAAGUUGAAGUAUACCCUGCAAUGUGGAAGUGGAACUAAAGGUGCUUCAAUUUUGGUUACCACUCGACUUGAAAGUGUUGCUUCCAUCAUGGGAACAUGCCCGUUUCAUCACUUGUUACCUUUAUCUGAGGAUGAAAACUGGUUAUUGUUCAAACACUAUGCAUUUGGUCAAGAGAGGGAGGAGCGUGCAGAGCUUGUGACCAUAGGCAAGGAGAUCGUGAAAAAAUGUGCAGGUUCCCCUCUUGCAUCCAAAGCACUUGGGAGCCUUUUGCGUUUUAGAAAUGAUGUAAAACAAUGGCUCAGUGUGAAGAUAAGUAAGUUAUGGGAUAUACCUGAGGGUAAUGCUAUCAUGGAUGCUUUGAGAAUUAGCUACUUUAAUUUGGAUUUGUCUAUAAGGCGAUGCUUUUCUUUUUGCGCCAUUUACCCUCAAGAUUUUCAGAUUGUGAAGGAACAACUAAUUCACCUUUGGAUGGCCAAUGGACUCAUUAAAGCUAGAGGGAACAUGGAGGUUGAGGAAGUUGGUAAUGAAGUGUGGGAUGAAUUAUGCCAGAAAUCAUUUUUCCAAGACGUGAGGACUGAUUCAUCGGGUACAAUUACAUUCAAGAUGCAUGAUUUAUUUCUUGAACUUGCGCAAUCUAUAAUGGGCGAAGAAUGUGUGGUCUCUAAGUCUGCAAACUUGACCAGUUUGACAAGCAGAGUCCAUCAUGUGAGUUGCUUAGACUUUUAUGAAACGUUGAACUUAAAUCAAGGUGCCUUGAAGAAAGCUGAAUCCUUGAGGACUUUCAUUAACCUUUAUCCAACGUUAAGCAAUUCUCGUGUGCUGCCAACGAUCAGUUCUCUCCGUGCUUUAACUACGAGCUCUUCUAAGCUCUCAGCACUGAAGAAUUUAACACAUUUGAGGUACUUAACACUCUAUAAUAGUUCCAUCACAACCUUACCUAAGUCUGUUUCCAGGUUGCAAAAGUUGCAAAUUCUUAAGCUUGAAGAUUGUGAUUAUCUUUCCUGUCUACCCAAACAAUUAACACAGUUACAAGAUCUCAGACAUCUUAUAGUCAAAAACUGCGAGUCAUUGGUAGCACUGCCUCCCAAAAUUGGAAAUUUGAAGCGUCUAAGAACAUUAAGUACUUUCAUUGUGCAUCCAAAGGAAGGGUUUACUUUGGCAGAGUUACGUGAUUUACAACUUGGUGGCAAGCUACAUAUCAAAGGCCUUAAACAUGUCCCUAAUGAAUGUGAUGCUAAAGCUGCUAAUUUAUCUAGUAAGAAGGACCUGAAUUGCUUAUACUUAUCAUGGGGUAGUAAUGCUAAUUUGCAGUGUAAUGAUGAUGAGAAAGUUCUUGAAGCCCUUGAAGCCCACUCCAAUAUCAAGAGUUUUGGGAUGAAGGGUUAUAAUGGAACAAAAAUGCCCAAUUGGAUGAAUAAUAUUUCACUUCUCUCCAGGUUAACUAAUGUUAUAUUCUAUGACUGCAAUAAUUGUGAGCAGCUUCCUGCACUUGGUAAAUUACCACAUUUAACAAUUCUUUUUGUAUGUGGAAUGAGAGAUUUGAAGUACAUUGAUGAUGAUGCAUACGAGGGUGCAGAGGAAAAGGCUUUUAAGUCCUUGAAGAAGCUGACUUUGUUCCGGUUGCCAAAUUUGGAGAGGGUGCUGAGAGAUGAAAGAGCAGAGAUGCUCCCACUUCUUUCUGAAUUAAGCAUCUCAUGUGUCCCCAAAUUAAAAUUGCCUCACCUUCCAUCUGUUUCACAUCUUCAAAUUCAAGGAUUGAAGUCUGUAUUUGAUUAUAAUGGUAAUAAGAGCAUUGCUUCCUUCCCUGAACCGAUUGUGCAAAAUAUGCAUCAUAUUAAGACCCUAAGAAUUGAAUAUUUCUAUGAAAAGGUAUUACCAGAUGAACUCAGCAGCCUCAGCGUACUGCAGGAAUUAGUACUUUUUGGUUGUGAUGAACUUGAGUCUCUUUCAGAGAAUGUGUUGCAAGGUCUGAGUUCUCUUCGAAUUUUGAAGAUUAUGUGCUGUGAUAGAUUAAAUAACUUGACAGAAGGUAUGAGGCACCUAAUGCAUCUUGAGCGCCUUGAGAUUUGGGCUUGUCCAGAGCUGGUAGCUCUGCCAAGUAGCAUGAAUCAGCUAACUUCCCUUCUUGAUGUUACAAUAUUUGGUGAGGACAAUAACCCUAUCAUACCAGAAGGGUUACAAUACAUCCCUUCCCUCCAAAUUUUGACUCUAUAUAAUGUAGAUUCAUUGCCAGAGUGGUUGGGACAUAUGACUUCUCUUCAACAGUUACACAUUGGUUUGUGUCCUGAGUUAAGGUCACUGCCCAGUGGCUUUCGGCACCUGACCAACUUGCAUAAGCUAUACAUUAAUGAGUGCCCGAAGCUUGCAAAGCAAUGCAAGAGAGAAUCUGGGGAAGACUGGCAAAACAUUGCUCACAUCCCACAUUUUGAAUUGGUUGCAGUGCAGGAAGAGACAUUUUGUGAUAAAAUCAGUACUAAAUGGAAUCCGAGGAAGUCAACCAAAGAUCAGAGUUAUUAUCUCACUCCAGAUUAUGAAUUUGACAGAAUGGUUGAUCAGCUCUGAGUGAAAAGCAAAUAGAUGGAACCAAUAUUUGCACAUGUCAUUGCCAUGUUCUGCAACAUAAAGAAUUUUACUUGUGGACCAGGCGACCAGCCACUGAACAAUGGUUAGCAUUGGCUAUUGAGUAACAUAACUCUUUCUAUUUUUACUUUUUUAUUAUUAUUUUUAAUCUUGAAGAAAUGUUUAACUAUUCCAGUAAAUGCCAAAUGAGUGACUUAAUUACUAUGCAUUCUUGUUUUAGAUAAGUCUAACAAUGGUCGAGCUAAAUAGAUUUACUAAAUUGCAUGACUCGAAUUUCCGUUCCCUGAUAUUAUUUGU
Molecule: messenger RNA, 3719 nt
Organism: Arachis duranensis
Lineage: Eukaryota; Viridiplantae; Streptophyta; Magnoliopsida; Fabales; Fabaceae
Product: putative disease resistance protein RGA4
Exons: 2
Coding region: 3-3404 (1133 amino acids)
Biological process (GO): defense response to other organism
Molecular function (GO): ADP binding
Source: RefSeq, a predicted model, not a curated record